UGUCGGAGCCAGUCCAUCGGGAGUCUGCCGCACCCGGCGCCUUGCAGAAGGGAGGGCAGCCGCACGCCAUUGGUAGAGUUGCUCGCCAAACUUGUUGACUCAUAUGCGCGCGUCUCAUCAGAAUCCGCCUCCUCUUCUUCCUCCUCCUCUUCCUCCGAUCUGAUUGCACGCGCCAUUCAGCGGGGAAUCAUUUCAGUUUCCACCUCCCCCCCCUCUCCCUGCAACCACGGUGUUUUUUACGCGCAUCUUUCUCGGGUGGAUUCCACGCAAGCCGCCAGCCUCCAUCGAGGAGCCCGCUUUUUUCACUUUCCCCCAAAAAAAAGGUUCUGAUUGAGAGAUGGCUUUUAUGGUCAAGCACGUGGUGGGGGGCCAGUUGAAGAACUUGACUGGCGGUUUGACGGAGGAGAAACCCGAAGCGGAGAAGACGGACGCGGCGGCGCAGGGGAUGACACAGGAGGAGUUCGAGCAGUACCAGCAACAGUUAGAGGAGGAGAAACAAGAACGAGAGGCAAAUUUUGCCCAGAAGAAAGCCGAGCGAGCCACCGUGAGGAGUCAUUUUCGAGACAAGUACAGACUACCAAAGAACGAGCUGGACGAGACCCAGAUCCAGCAGGCGGGCGACGACGUGGUCCUGCCCACCGAGCUGGCCAAGAUGAUCGCCGAGGACGGCCAGGAGGAGGCGCACAAGCAGUCUGUGCUGGGUCAGCUGUCCAACCUCCAGAACGUCGACAUGGACCAGCUCAAGGACAAGGCCCAGGCGACGCUGGAAGACCUCAAGAAGCAGACGGAAAACUGCAGUCUCAUGUGAUGUCGGGGAGCUGAGGUUUGCCCAAGGUCGAGCUUCUGGGGAGGAGGGAGUAGUCGUGUUUGUUCAAAUGAUUAAUUACGGAAGCUUGGAGCUGCCGCUAAACAUUUUUUAACAGGCAUUUAGCUUUGGCAUUUUUUGCCAGUCAAAAAAUGUUUACUCCACUUUGGCAGCUCCACGUAAAUAACAAUAAUGCUAAAAACAAAUCCGACUCAUUCAAUAGGAAACAUUUUGCCGAAAAUUCUUUGACGUUUGAUAUUUUCUUGGCAUUUUUAACAAAAUUAUUCAACAUUUCACCUGGAAGCUACUUUUAUCAAUAGGCCCAUUAUUGAUAAAAUUUUUAUGGUUUUCUUUUAACCAAUGACGUUCGAGCAAAUAAGCCAUGUGUCACUUUAGAGACGUUACCGUGCGCAAUACAUGAGACGUAGCUCUCCGACUUUUUUCCGAAAGCAAAGCCUGUCUUUGUGCUGCACAUUGAAGUCUCAUUGAAAUACUCGCUACAAAUACAUAUAUAAAAAGCUGCUAGAAAGGUACAAACGUAAAUGCUUUUUAGAGGCCAAAGUCCGAAUAUUUGUGUCUUCAUAACGCCGAUACUUCUGUUGUGUGUACGCGCUGAGCUCGUCGUAUGGUGCCGUUUCGUGCCAGUGGAUUAGCUGUCGUCGUGUCGAGUGGUGUCCUCGUGAACCUUGUUAGCGCUAAUGCUAAGGCCGCGGCCUCGCGGUGUCGUUUUCAGAGGAGUCAGGAGAGAAUUAUGGUGUUGUUGUUCGUGGAC
This is a messenger RNA of Syngnathus acus (greater pipefish), 1577 nucleotides long. RefSeq names its product complexin 3b (gene cplx3b). Gene Ontology annotation, biological process: neurotransmitter transport; regulation of neurotransmitter secretion; synaptic vesicle exocytosis. Bases 338 to 808 code for a protein of 156 amino acids. Lineage: Eukaryota; Metazoa; Chordata; Actinopteri; Syngnathiformes; Syngnathidae. The record is from RefSeq and is a predicted model, not a curated record. Gene Ontology annotation, cellular component: SNARE complex; terminal bouton. Gene Ontology annotation, molecular function: syntaxin binding. The transcript has 3 exons.